This is a messenger RNA of Cataglyphis hispanica, 2166 nucleotides long. RefSeq names its product sterol O-acyltransferase 2-like. Bases 387 to 1994 code for a protein of 535 amino acids. Gene Ontology annotation, biological process: cholesterol metabolic process. The transcript has 9 exons. Lineage: Eukaryota; Metazoa; Arthropoda; Insecta; Hymenoptera; Formicidae. The record is from RefSeq and is a predicted model, not a curated record. Gene Ontology annotation, cellular component: endoplasmic reticulum membrane.
CUAAGUACAUAUGACCUUAGACAUCUUAGGUCGGUGCGCACUGUACUGGCGGAAUGAUAAGCCCCAUGGAGCCGUUCGGAUAGUCCUCGAACACGGAGCGAAGCGUGCUCAGUGAAACACAAGUCGACGAAAGUGACGAAAGUGAAGUAAUCCAAGCACGGAUGCUUGCAACUUGAUCGCGAAUCCUCGAGAAUUUCCGCGUCAAAAAUUUUAAUUAACAAAAAAUUUCGUGCGACUUUGUAAUAAAAUCGCUCCGAAUAAUUUGCUUGCUUUUUUCUUUUAAUUAUACAUAAAGUUGCUGACUUUCUAGGAUCAUAAAUCAUUGAAGAAAAGAUCGUCGUAUAUCUUAAUAUCUUCAGAAGAGAAGGUCGGUUCUCUCUUCGAUCAUGGAGUCUAGGAUGGAAACCAUGAACAACGUUAAGACUUCUGAAGAAAUGAAUACCGGCAUCGCGAACGGUUUUCACGAGAAAGUGGCUAACGAAUAUGCGUCCGCGGACGAUUUACUUGAAACGAUCACCGAUGAAUUGCGAAAAAGUAUGCAGGAAAUGAAGGAAAACGUUUUGGAACAAGUUAACGAUCGCCUUAACGACAUGAUAGCUGAGAUUUUGCUGGAAUUCAAGACAUCUCUAACGAAGAGAGACCUAUCGUCUAGCAUGGACAUAUAUCGCGACAAAAGACAAUCCGGCAAGAAAGAUAAACUUCCGGACAAGGAAUUUCUUCCGAGGAACUCUAUAUUCACCAAUCUCUUCAAGAUCAAGCAUAUUCGUACGGUUUAUAAUGUAUUUAUGGUGAUUCUCAUACUGCUCUGCCUCAAUACCAUUUGGUCUGAUAUCAUAGAAUCGGGAACGUUGAUGCUUGGUACUGAAACAAUACGGAAAGCUUUCGCGAAAUUUCCAGCCUGUCUCUGCAUUUGGUCGCUCAUGCAAAUCUCAACACUCGGUGUCUAUGUGCCUUUCAAUCUCUGGUCCAAUCAACGACUUCAGUUUUCACCAAAAUCGCUCGUCCAAAAAUUAUGGGAUUAUGGCUGGCUGACAACUUUUAUAUUAUAUCAAGUUCUCUUCCUAUUUUUUUCUACCAGGGCGAUGCUUAACGAGAAUCUAGGCAUAGCUAGCAGCUUAAUUAUACUUUUGGAACAAAUGCGUCUGACGAUGAAGAGUUAUGCUUUCAUUAGAAGCGUAGCUCCCAGGUUCAUAUCAUACAAACCUCAUAGCGAUGUUUCGCAACCGAGCGGCCCCGGAUUCUCGCAAUACUUGUACUUCCUAUUCGCGCCGACUCUCGUAUAUCGCGAUAAGUACCCAAGAACGGAUAAAAUCAGAUGGAUGAUGGUGAUGAAAAAUCUCGUGGAAGUGGUCUUGAUAAUCUUUUUUCUCGCCCUCAUCAUGGAGCGCUUCGUGAUACCGGUCUUUAAUAUCUUCGGUACGCAAAAUAUAGAACCAAAGUGGAUCAUCAAGACUAUGAUUGACGCUAGUGUUCCUGGGAUCCUUUUCUUCAUCUCUGGAAACUAUCUUCUACUGCACGCGUGGUUGAACGCCUGGGCGGAGAUGCUGCGAUUCGCCGACCGAUUGUUUUAUGAGGAUUGGUGGAAUUCCACAUCCAUGCGUAUGUUUCAUCGUACGUGGAACGUGGUGGUCCACGAUUGGCUUUACAUGUACAUCUACAAGGACAUGUACGAGAUUGUAGUACCGCACAAUAAACCGUUGGCGACGUUCACAGUGUUCUUCGUGUCCUCCAUCUGUCACGAUUACGUCUUUACAUUCGCGUUUCGCUUCUUCUACCCGCUGAUGUUAAUUGUAUUCGGCGGCAGUGGCUUUAUUUUCUUCUCCAACAUCAGCAACAUCAUCAUGUGGUUGACUUUGUGUAUCUGUAACAGCAUCCUGGUCAGCCUGUACGCGAUAGAGUAUUAUGCCCGUUACAAUUGUUCACCCUAUUCCGAUUACUAUGCGGAUUUGCUCUUACCACGAAGCUGGAACUGUCAGAGACAACUCGCCCUGUAGAAUGUUUAUUUUCCAUGAAUCUUUUCAUAGCAUAGUUUAUUUACCGUUUCAGAGAAACUAUUAACAGAGAGUUAAUCUUAAAGUAUAAAGUAACGAAGAUGCUCUUUUCUAUUAUUGUAAAUAUGUUAAUAUGGUAAUUGAUUAUUAUGCAUAAUUACCGGCAAAUAUAUAU